Trichobilharzia szidati is the source of this 3214-nucleotide messenger RNA. The record is from the annotation of a GenBank genome assembly. NCBI's taxonomy places the organism in Eukaryota, Metazoa, Platyhelminthes, Trematoda, Strigeidida, Schistosomatidae.
UCUAACUAUUUCCACUCACAUUUUUGACUGGUACUGGAUGUUGCUUUUUGUUAUAAUAAAUGAAAUCGAAAAUUCAACCUAGCAACAAUUUACUCUAAAGUCCAAGGCGGACUGUUUGGCAGUUAGUUGGCUGACCUUGGAUUUUCCAAUUGUUCUUUUGAGUUACUUUAAGAAUGAAAACAUAUCGUGGUCCUCGAACAGGAGAGGCUUUUUAUGAAUCUUUCGAAGGAGCCCCCUUACGAACGGCUGUACUGACUUACUUAAGCUUUCUAAUCCUAAAUAUUUUGGGAAGACUUCAAGAUUUUCUGCGAUUCCUCCAUAUUUUGAAAAAUCAUUCAGUGACAGAGCCAGAGCGCACCAGAUCUUUUGUGCCCCUCUACUCUUCCUAUGAGGCCUUUUAUACACGAAAUUUAUAUAGAAGAGUUCAAGACUGUUGGAAUAGACCUAUUUGUUCAGCACCAGGCAGUGAAAUGGUAGUGAUGAAUCGCAUUUCACCAGACUGUGGAUGGACUUUAAAUUUUACUGGAACGAAAUCAAAGGUUUUAAACUUAGGAUCGUAUAACUAUCUGGGAUUUGGUGAUCCUACUGGACCAUGCACUGAAGCUACAGAAAAAGUAACGCGAAAGUUUGGCGUUGGUAUAGCAAGUCCUAGACAGGAGGCUGGAAGCUUAAUAUUACACAAAGAACUUGAGGAUUUAGUUGCCGAAUUUGUUGGUCAAGAAGCAGCUAUUGUUUUCAGCAUGGGAUUCGCAACUAAUUCCCUUAAUCUACCUUGUCUUGUUGAUAAAGAAUGCUGUGUAAUCAGCGAUGAAUUGAAUCAUACAAGUCUUGUCCUUGGCUGUCGGUUAACUGGAGCAACAGUGCGCCGUUUCAAGCACAAUGAUAUGGAGGAUUUAGAAAGGGUUCUACAAGAUUCUGUUGUUUAUGGUCGUCCGCGUACCCAUCGUCCUUAUAAAAAAAUUCUGGUUGUAGUCGAAGGUAUUUACAGUAUGGAGGGAAGUAUUCUCCACCUUCCAGAGGUGAUUGCAUUAAAGAAAAAGUAUAAAGCAUAUCUGUAUUUGGAUGAAGCACACAGUAUCGGUGCUUUAGGUCAAAUGGGUCGUGGUGUAGCAGAUUAUUUUGGUGUUGAUCCACGUGACAUUGAUAUUGCUAUGGGUACAUUUACAAAGAGUUUUGGUUCAUGCGGUGGUUAUUUAGCUGGUAAUCGAAAGUUAAUUGAUUAUUUACGUUCAACAUCGCAUAGUGCUGUAUACGGUGGGAGUAUGCCAGCACCAGUAGCUCAACAGAUUAUAUCAGCAAUGAGAAUAGUUAUGGGAAAAGAUGUUCCUGGUGAAGGUGAACGAAGACUAAAGUGUUUAGCUCAGAAUACGCGUUAUUUUCGUGCACGACUACAUGAAAUGGGUUUAAUUGUUUAUGGAAAUCGUGACAGUCCAGUAGUACCAGUUAUAAUCUAUAUGCCAGCUAAAUUAGUCGCUUUUUCAAGAAGAUGUUUAGAAUUGGGACUUGGUACAGUAGUUGUUGGCUUCCCAGCUACAACUCUACUUUUGUCCAGAGUACGUUUUUGUAUUUCAUCAUCGCAUACACGAGAAUUACUAGAUAAAGCUUUAAGUAUAAUUGAUCAAGUGGCUGAAGAAUUAGGUCUGCGUUACAGUAAACAACCAAUCCCGCAAUGGGCUAAAGAUAUUCUAGACGACAGUAAAAAACAUCCACCUUACAUGAAUGGUGUAUUGAAAACUAUUGAACCAAAAAAUGAAGAAUUCAAACAUUCAUCUGUACUGGAUGCUGUGAAUACUAAAAACAAGGUGAAAAAACGUUGUUUAAAAAGAGAUGCCAAUGAAAAAUGCGGAAUUAAUACACACUUUUAAAUUUAUUAUGCUGCAGUUUAACAAAUAUAAAAUAUCAAUGUGAAUUAAUUCACUGGACGUGAAGACUUUUUAUAGAUGAAAAUCAAUGGGGGUGAGAUUAAUCGAAACAGGAAAAGAUGGAUGAAUCAACUUAUAAUGUGUAUAUUAUUUCUUAUGAUUGAUUAUUCUAUCUAUUUAUAAUUCAUGUAUACUGUUUUUGUUUUGCUAAAUCACAUUUAUUAAUAUAAUAUUAUUGUUUUCCCCUUCAAACUUUCAAUCAUGUUAAUUUUUUGAUUUCUUGCUUUUUGUAUAAGUACUUAUAAUAUAAAUACUGUUACUAAACUGUUCAUCGUGUGUGUAGUUUAGGCAUCUUUUAUUUUCCAUUCAUUCACUGUUGAUAAACUUGAUCAAUGACCAAUACAUUAAUUCGAUCACUUCCUUUGUAUAAAUAUGAAUUAUAAUGCUUUCACUGUUGUUGACAGUACAGACUUGUAUCCCUUUUUGUAUAGCUACUAUUACUCCAACAAGCACACUUGUGAUAUAAAAGAUAUAGAUAGGAUUAUACAUCUUUCCCUACAACACUAUCACUUGCUUAAAGCUUGCUAUUAUUUCUAUACUUCAUCCAUUCUGUUGUAGGCAUUCCGUAUCUACCUGGUUUUGAUUGUCUAAUUUUAAUCCCUUUUCUUAGCAUCAUAAUUUCUGUGAUACUGUUUUUUACCUGUAGGUCACUGUUGUUUUUUUUAUGUGAAUUAUCUCUAUCCGUUGGCAUAUGCUGAAGUACACAGACGUUUUGUUGUUGUUGCUGUUAUUGUUGAUUUUUCUUCUCUCUCUCUCCAAUGUGACUUGACUGUUCAGUGUUACUUAGUGAUUUAGUUUUCAUCAAAAAGUAAACAUUCUACUGCUCAGUAGUAGUAUAUAAAUAUACAUAUCUUUGUUUAUUUGUUUGUGAUACAAUAUGAUUUUCUUUUGCAUUGCCUUACUAUAUUUCUAAUGUUCCUUCCUUCCUUUUUGUCUAAAAGUUGUCAUACAUUGGUUUAUACUCUUUACCUCAAAAAUAUAAGUAUAAUUGUUUAACUUAUGUGUCAAUCGUGCUUAUCAUUCUGCUGUGAUAAUGACGACAAUUUCUUUUCCUUUUAAAUAACUUUAAUCAAAAACAUAUCUUUCCUAUUAAACUGUAAAAAUUUCAUCCAAUAUACCAAUGGUUGUUGGUGUUACAUUUGCACAAGUUGUCUAUUUUAACCUUAUAUUUUUAUUUGUAGAUAGUUUUGUUGUUUGAAACAUCUUUUAUUUCACCAGAUAAAGUUUGACUACUAACUAAUAGAAAGUAGAUAACUGUAUUUUUGAUGAAAAAGUAUGUGCGUGAUUAUCUG